Amphibalanus amphitrite is the source of this 1486-nucleotide messenger RNA. Its product is annotated as thromboxane-A synthase-like. The annotation marks the transcript as partial. The record is from RefSeq and is a predicted model, not a curated record. Lineage: Eukaryota; Metazoa; Arthropoda; Thecostraca; Balanomorpha; Balanidae. The transcript has a single exon. Gene Ontology annotation, molecular function: monooxygenase activity; heme binding; iron ion binding.
GCCGAGGUGCCCGGGUCCGCACCCGCGCCCCUGAGCUGGCGCUGACCUUGAGAUCGCCUCUGUCAGCUGAUCUGUGCUCUCCGUGUGGCGGCGUCUCUCUCCGGCGGCUGGGGGUGCUCACUGUACCGCCCGGUCCGGCUGCUGGUGAGGAGCGCCCCGCGCAGCUCCCGACGAGUUGUGCAGUGUGCACGUCGGACAGAGCGGUUACCGGCCGGACCGGCACCGCCGCCGCGCUGCAACACGGAGGCCAGGGAAGUGCGCAGGACUGGAACGGGUGAACAUUUGUAGUGGUGCUUGAUAACUUAUUUUUAUUUGUUCCUCACGCGGUAUUAAAUAUUUGCACGUGCUCCGGUGCAGGCCCGCGGCCAAGUGCUGUGAAAACACCUGGAACGGUCGGCGGUACUGAGACUGACCUGCCCUGACCCGUCUCCGUUCGACCAUGUGGUUACCGACCCUGGUGCCGGGCCCCGCGACGGCCUCCGUGCUCUGUCUGGUGGUACUGCUCAUCGCCCUCUGGGCCCGACGGAGGAAACGCUUCCUGAGCGCGCUCCAGGCAGCCGGUGUGCCCGGACCCUCGCCCAGCUUCUUCAGCGGAAACGUCAUGGACUUCCGUUACGGAGCGAAACCGCCCCACCUGGUCGUCGACGACUGGCUGAAACGCUACGGCAACAUCGUCGGCUUCCACAUGGGCGUGCACCGGUACACGGUGGUGAACGACCUCGACUUGCUGCAGGAGAUAUUCAUCAAGGACUUCAAGAACUUCAACUCGCGGCCGCCGCCGUCCAUCUCCACCGAGGACUUCCGCAACUCGGUGCUGCAGGUGGAGCAGUCGCGCUGGAAACCGAUGCGCUCCCUGAUGGUCUCCUGCUUCACGGCCUUCAAGAUGAAGCAGAUGUCGCCGCUGGUCAGCCAGUGCGUCGACACGACGCUGGACGUGAUCGGCGAGGCGUCGGCGCGCGGCGAGGACGUGGACGUACACGGCCUGUUCCAGGCGCUCACCUGCGACGUGAUUGCCGCCUGCGCGCUGGCGCUCAAGGCCAACUGCCAGCGCGACCCACACGACCCGUUCCUGCACCGGGUGCGCUUCUUCAUGGACCACGCGUCCAACCCCAUCACCGAGUCGGCGUUCGCCUUCCCGCUGAUAGCUGACGUCUUCGGCGUCCUGCUCAAGCUGUUCGCCGUCUCCGAGAAGAUGGUGAUGAUGAUCAACGACAACCUGACGGAGGUGAUGCGGCGCCGGCGCCAGAACCCCCAGUCGUGUCCGCAGGACAUCCUGCAGGCCAUGCUGGACGCCAGCGAGGAGCAGGGCGGAGGCAGCAACAACCGCAUCCAGAUGACGGACCAGGAGGUGAAGAGCAACGCGCUGGUGCUGGUGCUGGCCGGCUACGAGACGACGGCCAACGCGCUGGUGUUUACCGCCUACCUGCUGGCCAAACACCCGCACGUGCAGGAGCGCCUCUACGACGAGAUAGUGGAACACCUGCCG